Molecule: messenger RNA, 2762 nt
Organism: Triplophysa rosa
Lineage: Eukaryota; Metazoa; Chordata; Actinopteri; Cypriniformes; Nemacheilidae
Product: leucine-rich repeat serine/threonine-protein kinase 2-like
Exons: 9
Coding region: 75-1370 (431 amino acids)
Molecular function (GO): protein binding
Source: RefSeq, a predicted model, not a curated record
UAAUCUUUUUUAUCCAUCAUGUAGAUCCAGUUAAAUACUAUGGCUGUUCACCAUGGCCGGGGUUUGAGUGCCUGAUGAGGGAUUGUUUGAGGGAAAAUCCUCAGGACAGACCCACUUCCACUCAGGUGUUCGACCGUCUGAACUCUGCAGAGAUGUUGUGUGUGCUGCGAGAGCUGACGGUAUUGGGUUUGCCCGGCGAGUGUUUGGCAGUCUCCGGUUCGACCGGGGGUGUUAACGGAGAAAGAGACGUCCGCGUGUGGAUCGGAGGAGGCAGCAGCAGCCAGAAAUUGGGCUGUGUGACAUCACUGGAUCUGGAGACUGGAAAGAGCUUUAGACAAGAGAUUGACAGCAGUCCUGUCCUGUGUCUGGCGACGGUCCGAGCUCCAGGGUCACAUCAUGACUGGUUAGUCGCUGGUACUCAGUCUGGUUCACUCUUUAUUAUAGACGCACAGAGCGCAGAGAUUCUGCACAGUCUGAAGAGUGUGACGGACUCUGUGACAUCACUGUACUUCCACAGUGACCUUCAGCACAGAGGCCUGAAGAGUAACCUGCUAGUGGGGACAGCUGAUGGGACGCUAGUCGUUUAUGAAGAUUCAGUUUUGAAGGUUAAAAAUGGUGCUCCAGUCAAAACACUGCAGGUUGGUGAUGUUAGCACACCGCUGAUGUGUCUCGGCCCGUCCAGUCACUUUCAGGAGCGCAGAGCUCUGUGGGCCUCCUGUGGUACGAGGGUCAUCUCCCUCACUGUUAAAUACGACAUCUGCAGAAGCAUAAACACCAAACUCAAACAACUCAAUCUGCAGCAGGGCUGUAUCAGCAGUGACGCUUGUAUAUUGCGAUUAGCGGUGGACAAACAUGUGUAUGUGAGUAAAACAGGAAGCCAAAGUGUGGAAGUCUGGGACAAGAAGACUGAGAGGAUGGUGAACCUCAUCGACUGUGCUAAAUUACUCAAACUAAGUUGCACCAGAAAGGUUCAGAGUGAAGACACGUGCCGAGAAAUGCAGUCGUCUUUGGCAACGGUUAAAGGUCUGCUGGUUCAGCACAGUGGUACUCUGUGGAUCGGGACUAGAUCAGGAUUCAUUCUGCUGGUGGAGAUCACGAACAGUCAGCUGCUGCAGAGCAUCAGCCUGAACUGCCACUCCAUGCGUUGCAUGGAUUCUGUACUGCUAGAAACACUAAACCGAAAGAAUUGUAUUCUAGUGUUGGGCAGAUGUCAACGCAUGCCAAAUGACCAAAUCAAAACACAAUCAGGUCAGGAUUCGGUGCUGAUGGUAUGGAGCGGUUCACUUCCUCUGGAGGUCAGAGAUCUGAACCGACACUGUGAGCUUCGAGACAAUAUAACCACUAAAAUGAGAGAGACACUCCGUGACUGAACGUCGCAUCUGCCUGUGUGUCAUUUUCUGUGAUAUUACCUGAGACAACUGAUUUUUUGCUGUUUGACAAAGGGACCUGUGCAAAAUGACAGUGAAUACAAUCAAGGGAAACAAUUUUUUGUUACAUCUCAAAUGUAGCUGUAGAUUGAUGUGUCUAUAUUGAAAACUGAAAUAAUGGUGAACUUUACAAGCCAUAAUGAAAAUGGGAAACACUUCAGUUAGUUUAUUGCUUUUAUUCACAAUAGUAAAGCCAUACAAAACAUAGGAGACUGCCAUGCUUUAAUAAAGCAGAUCUGAGAUCCCUUUAGACAUGCUAACCCCACCAUUUUUAGAUCUCAGGACAAGUAAAAACGUAUUAUUGAAUUUAUUAUUAUUUUAACUUUUGUCAUCGUAGUAACUGCUAUUUUAGCAGAAAUGUUGUCAUAGUCAAUGUUUGUGAGGGACUGGACGGAGAUGACAAUUCAUUGUUGAUUCCAAUGCAAUCCACUAUCUGAUAACUUUAAAGUUAUACUACAAUCACUAUGCAUAAAUAUGCAUACAAGAAAUAUAAGCCAUGGUGAAUAAGCCAUUUAAGAAAUAACUGUUAUAUGUUUGAAUUAUUAUUACAAAUCUGUCAUGUUAUUUUUUAUUGUGGUGGGAAUGAAAUUAUUAUUUUUGUUGUCAGGUGUGUAUGCGGUUUUUAGUAAAAUGAAAAAAUUCUGUUUCGUGUAUGUUGUGCAGUCGUCGUUUCUUUAUUAUUAAUUUACCAUUAGUGUUUAAACAUUUUCUGAUAUGUAAUGAGCCUACAUAAACUAUUUAAACAUUCUAAUGGUAAUAUAAAGAAUAUAAAACAAUGAAAUAGAUACAUUCGCGAGUCCUCCCUGUCACGCGGUGGAGUGAUUUAUUUUGACGAUAUGUAAAGCGCUCAAGAAGAAGAGCGUUUGCUCCUCCCACAAUAAAAAACACUGGAAUGUCUACUACCUGAAUUGCAGUAUGAUAAAGUGGGCGUGGCUUAGUUGUGCGGCAUUUGGGCCAUUCUCCUUUUAGAAUCAGAAAGAGCUUUAUUGCCAAGUACUGUAUGUUUGCACAUACAAGGAAUUUGUUUUGGUGACAGGAGCAUCCAGUACACAGAAACAGCAACAACAGUACACAGAGACCAUAACACAAUAGAAUACAUGCAGUACACAGUUGAAACUGAUUGUAUUGGAAAAACAAACAUUUUAGUCUUCUUCACGGAGUGUUUCAAGUUUGGACGGAUUUACAUUUGUAUAUCAGAUACGAAAUGCUCAAAAGAUUAUAUUUUUAGCGUACAAAUGUCAAGAAGUGUCCUGUUUAUAGGUUUUUCUGAGCCUUAAAGCGCCCUCUGCAGGAAUAUAUCAUUUAUGUCUCUUAAUAAAGUUACUUCUCACUAAA